AUGGGUAGUAGACGUCAUAAGAACAAGCAAGCCGCCCCACCAACCCUGGAGGAAUUUCAGGCAAGAAAGGAGAAGAAGGCUAAUAGAAAGUUAGAAAAAGGAAAGAGACCUUCUGCCACACAAGGUGAUGAAGCUUCCGAUAGAAAGAAAAAAAAGUCGAAGCCAUUCAAGAAAUCUAGGAAAGAAGAAGAAGAAGUUGUUGAAGAGGACAAAAACUUGCCAGAAGUUGAUCUUGAAGAGUUGUCAAAAGCCAGAAAAUCAUUAUUUGACGAUGAGGAAGAUGACGGCGAAGCGGAAUCAGUAGACGAAGAGCUAAAAGAUGAAUUCGAUCUGGAACAAGAAUAUGAUUAUGACGAAGAUGAAGACAAAGACGCCCACCCAAUUUUCUCGGAUGAUGACGACGAGGCUGAUCUUGAAGAACUAAAUGCACAAAACAUGGAAGCUCUUUCCAAGAAACUGGAUGAAGAAGAGGCUGAAGAAGCUGAAGAAGCCGAGAUGGAAUUAAUGGAAGCGGACAACAUGCAACCCAGAGCAGAUAUUUUGCCUACUGAGGAGCAGGAGGAAAUGAUGGCACAAGAAGCUCCCAAUUUGACCUCCACAAGAACAAGAAUGAUUGAAAUUGUUAAGGUUUUGGAAAAUUUUAAGACUCUAGGUGCAGAAGGCAGAUCGAGAGGAGAGUAUGUUGACAGACUUUUAAAAGAUAUUUGUGAGUACUUUGGUUAUACACCUUUUUUGGCAGAAAAGUUAUUCAAUCUAUUCUCACCAGCAGAAGCGAUGGAGUUUUUUGAAGCUAAUGAAAUUGCAAGACCAAUCACCAUUAGAACUAACACAUUGAAGACUAGAAGAAGAGACUUAGCCCAAACCCUUGUGAAUAGAGGUGUUAACCUACAACCUAUUGGUUCCUGGACUAAAGUUGGUUUACAAAUCUUCGAUUCUCAAGUUCCAAUUGGUGCUACACCAGAGUAUUUGGCGGGUCACUAUAUCUUACAAGCGGCAUCAUCUUUUUUACCAGUUAUUGCUCUGGAUCCUCAUGAAAAUGAACGUAUCUUGGAUAUGGCAGCUGCUCCAGGUGGUAAGACCACUUACAUAUCAGCCAUGAUGAAAAACACAGGUUGUGUUUUUGCCAACGAUGCCAAUAAAUCUAGAACCAAAUCUUUAAUCGCUAAUAUCCACCGUCUGGGCUGUACCAACACUAUUGUGUGUAAUUAUGAUGCCCGUGAAUUCCCCAAGGUAAUUGGAGGUUUCGACAGAAUUUUAUUGGAUGCUCCAUGUUCUGGUACUGGUGUUAUCGGUAAGGAUCAAUCCGUCAAAGUGUCUCGUACCGAAAAGGACUUCAUUCAAAUUCCACAUCUACAAAAGCAAUUACUUCUUUCUGCUAUUGAUUCUGUUGACUGCAACUCGAAACAUGGUGGUGUGAUAGUAUAUUCAACAUGUUCUGUUGCAGUUGAAGAAGACGAAGCUGUCAUAGACUACGCAUUAAGAAAAAGGCCUAAUGUAAAGUUAGUCGAUACUGGUUUAGCCAUCGGGAAAGAAGCGUUUACUAGUUACAGAGGCAAAAAGUUCCAUCCUAGCGUGAAAUUAGCAAGAAGAUACUAUCCACAUACUUACAAUGUUGAUGGGUUCUUUGUCGCUAAAUUCCAAAAGAUUGGUCCCUCUUCGUUUGAUGAUAACCAAGCAAGUGCCAAAGAAAAGGAAACUGCUGCUAGAAAAGAAGCUUUAGAAGAAGGUAUUAUUCACUCUGACUUCGCCACCUUUGAAGAUGAAGAAGACGAAAAGUAUAUUGAAAAGUCUGUGAAGAACAACCUUUUGAAAAAGGGUGUCAAUCCAAAAGCUAAAAGGCCUUCUAACGAAAAAUAA
Saccharomyces paradoxus is the source of this 1857-nucleotide messenger RNA. It is a transcript of the gene NOP2, whose product is annotated as rRNA (cytosine-C5-)-methyltransferase NOP2. The transcript has a single exon. The coding region runs from base 1 to 1857 and encodes 618 amino acids. Gene Ontology annotation, molecular function: rRNA (cytosine-C5-)-methyltransferase activity; RNA binding. The record is from RefSeq and is a predicted model, not a curated record. Gene Ontology annotation, biological process: rRNA base methylation; maturation of LSU-rRNA. Lineage: Eukaryota; Fungi; Ascomycota; Saccharomycetes; Saccharomycetales; Saccharomycetaceae. Gene Ontology annotation, cellular component: nucleolus.